Molecule: messenger RNA, 1778 nt
Organism: Adelges cooleyi (spruce gall adelgid)
Lineage: Eukaryota; Metazoa; Arthropoda; Insecta; Hemiptera; Adelgidae
Gene: CNMaR
Product: cysteinyl leukotriene receptor 2
Exons: 7
Coding region: 362-1477 (371 amino acids)
Biological process (GO): G protein-coupled receptor signaling pathway
Cellular component (GO): plasma membrane
Molecular function (GO): G protein-coupled receptor activity
Source: RefSeq, a predicted model, not a curated record
AACUUUUCGCCGCAGUCGCUGGCCCGAUGGUAGUUUGAGCUUUCGGCGGUUCCAGUAGCAAUCCGUCAUCGCCACCUCUCGGUAUACGCGGCACAACACGACGACACUUCGGACCUCGACUGCGUGUGUUUACUUCGUUAUUUUCCCCUUAUUUGUUUUCAAUAACAUUACAUCGGCAGUGGACAUAAUAUUGUGAGUGCGAUGAUGGAACGAGUUUACACAAAGGCGACGUUCAAAGUAAAACUCCAGCCCAGCGUUACGAAAAGAGAAAAAGUUGGUAUUAAAAGCGUUUCAGCGUUCAGACCUUAAGAAACUGAAAAAUACAAAACCUGCAGUAAAUAUUAUACCUAACAUCAGCACAAUGUCGACGCCCGCGAAUGAAACUUACGAGGAUAUACUAACAGAUACAAAUUUAAUUAAACAAUUCCAAAAGUAUUAUCCUCUAGCCUUAAUAAUCCUAGGGAGUCUUGGAAAUUGCAUGUCCGUGUUUGUAUUCUUCGGCACCAAUUUGCGAAAACAAUCAUCAUCAUACUACCUAUCAUCUUUGGCGAUAAGCGACACGCUGUUUUUAUUGAUGCAACUUAUGUCCGAACUGACCAACGCCGGAAUCGAAUUGUUUUUCAUGGAUGGAGUCUGCCAAUUUUCUAUCUAUAUGACUCAGAUGUGCAGUUUCAUCAGCGUUUGGCUUGUGGUAGUAUUCACUUCGGAACGCUUCAUAGCCGUCCGGUAUCCUCUACACCGAUCAGUGGUGUGUACAGUAUCCCGAGCCAAAAUGGUUCUUUGCGUUUUAAUUACAUUUGCAAUUAUUGUACACGUGCCAUAUUUGAUUAUUACAAUGCCACAAGAAGUGCCCAUCUUAGGAACUAAUAAUUCGACCCACACUUGCGGAUUGAAUAUGCAAUGGUACGAUUUGUACGUUUGGCUCAACUACGCCGACUCUUUGAUCAACAUGGUCGUACCGUUUUUCCUGAUUGUCGUAUUCAACAGCAUGAUCUGUCAAUCGGUGUGUCGUCUGGCCAGAAUUAGAAGAUCGAUGACACUUCAUCCUUCCAGACGGCGGCAGUCUAUGCCUCAGAAUUCGCAGCAAUCGUCUCAAAUUAAGGUCACCGAAAUGUUGUUGGUUGUGUCUACAGUGUUCCUGUGUCUGAACUUACCGUCAUACGUAUUCCGGGUGUGGAUAGUGUGGGAUCCCGAAUCGACGAUUAAAUACAAAAAACUACAAUUCAUUGCAAACCAGAUGUACAACACGAACUUUGGCAUCAACUUUUUUUUGUACUGUGUCAGCGGUCAAAAUUUCCGGAGGGCACUAGUUGAUUUUUGGACCUUGAGAAGACACCCCAACAAGAAAUCCAGAGAUACGCAGGUGACGACAGUGUUGUCAGAAUUUUCCAAGAGCGGCGUUGGAUCAAAACAUACCACGGUAAACGGAACGUGGAAAGAAGUGCAUGAGCUUAUACCUAUUGCACACACAUCAUGAUUAUAGAUCAUCAAUUUUUUUCAGAUUUAAUUAAUUGUUUUUCAUGUUCAAGUUUUUCUUGUUUUUGUUAUAAUGAACUUUUUCUUACCGAAUACAGGUUUUAAAACAAUAUGAACGUACCUUCUAUUAAUGAAUGUAUUAUGAACUGUGUACAUCAAAUCUGUACGCAGUACGAGUACACAUAUUAUAUAUUAUAUACGACUAGAGUGUAAUUUAAUUUUUAGCAAAACAAACUAUGAGUUUAAUUACUUACCCAAACAUAAUUAUAAAAAUAUAAAUGUACACACGGAAAUAAAGUCAA